AUGACGAUUUCUCUGGACUUGAAUGCCUCUCCUGUUCCGGAGGAAGACGAAGAACCUUUUGAGACGCCGGUUGAAGAGUAUGAUGUGCCAAAAGAAAAGUAUGACACGGAAGAAAAACAUAUAGAGAGUGGAGCUGAUAUAGCACGCCGGGAACGUGAAGAAAGAAAAAAACGGUUGAAAAGAGAACGUCCAGAUGACAGGCCCGUGCAAGUAUCACAGCCACCUGGAUAUGAUAAUUUUUUCCAUAAUAAGAUCCUUAAAUCAUAUGAUAGAAGUAAGCUUCCUCCGGGUUGGUUGGAUUGCCCUUCAUCUGGUCAGGAAAUUUUUGGCAUGAUACCUUCUAAGGUUCCAUUGGGCGAGUCCUUCAAUGACUAUAUUUUUCCUGGUAAAAGAUACUCAUUUAAACAAGUGAUACAUCAACAGAGAGUUUUAGGGAGAAAACUUGGUCUGGUCAUUGAUUUGACAAAUACUUCUCGAUACUAUUCAGUAUCAGAUCUAAAGAAAGAGGCUAUCAGGCAUGUUAAGAUCCAAUGCAAGGGCCGCGGUGCAGUACCUGAUAAUUCAUCUGUUAAUCAUUUUGUCUACGAGGUUAUACAAUUUCUAUCACAUCAAAAACACUCAAAGAAGUAUAUACUCGUUCAUUGUACACAUGGUCAUAAUCGUACAGGAUAUAUGAUAAUCCAUUAUCUAAUGCGCACAAUGUCAAUGUCUAUUACUCAGGCGAUACAAAUGUUUUCUGAUGCACGGCCUCCAGGAAUAUAUAAACCUGAGUAUAUUGAUUCAUUAUAUAAAUUCUAUCAUGAAAAAAAGCCUGAAAUGAUAGUUUGUCCUCCUACUCCUGAGUGGAAGAAGACUCCCGAACUCGUUGAUCUCAAUGGUGAAGCAGUCCCAGAUGACGAUGAUGAUGGAGUACCAGAUCCUCUGUUGCAUGAGAACCAUGAGAUCGACAUGAUAAUGACAAAUGAUGAUGUUUUGGGAGAUGAGAUAUCUAAUGAUCAGCAAGAUGCAUUUCGUCAGUUCUGCUUUCAAAUACUCAAAUUGGGGGUUGGGGCCAGAGGACGCAUGCAAUUCCCAGGGUCACACCCAGUUUCUUUAAACAGGGAUAAUUUACAGCUGUUGCGACAGCGUUAUUACUAUGCAACAUGGAAAGCUGAUGGAACAAGAUAUAUGAUGCUAAUAACUAUUGAUGGAUGCUACUUGAUUGAUAGAAACUUCAAUUUUCGAAGGGUUCAAAUGAGGUUUCCUUGCAGGGUUACAAAUGAUGGUUUGGCUGAGAAGACUCACCACUUCACAUUACUUGACGGGGAGAUGAUUAUUGAUACAUUGCCUGAUUCGAAAAAGCAGGAAAGGAGAUACCUUAUAUAUGAUCUGAUGGCAGUCAACUUUGUUUCCGUGAUAGAGCGACCUUUCUGUGAACGGUGGAAGAUGCUUGAGAAAGAAGUGAUUGAACCCAGGAAUCAGGAACGGUAUCAGGGAAAAAUUCCUUACUAUAGAUAUGACAUGGAGCCUUUCAGGGUGAGGAGGAAAGAUUUUUGGUUGCUGUCUACUGUCACAAAACUUUUGAUCGAAUUCAUUCCAAAACUGUCGCACGAUGCAGAUGGUCUCAUAUUUCAGGGAUGGGAUGAUCCUUACGUACCUCGCACUCAUGAAGGUCUCUUAAAAUGGAAAUACGCAGAUCUGAAUUCAGUUGAUUUUCUCUUUGAGAUAGAUGAUGACCGUCAGCUGCUUUUUCUCCAUGAACGUGGUAAAAAGAAACUCAUGGAAGGGUAUAUUGUUGCAUUCGAAGAAGGUUCAGACCCUAUGCUUUAUUCCGGAAAGAUCAUCGAGUGUGCUUGGGAUGGAGAUAAAAAUGAAUGGAUAUUCAAGCGAGUCAGAACAGAUAAGUCGACUCCCAAUGACUUCAAUACUUACAAGAAGGUGGUGCGAAGUAUAAAAGACAAUAUCACAGAGGAUGUCCUGUUGAAUGAAAUAAAUGAGAUAAUCCGCCUUCCCAUGUAUGCCGACAGGAUUAGAAUUGAUAGCAAAGCACAUCACCACACUAAUACGGCUAGGCGAAGGUAA
Vicia faba (fava bean) is the source of this 2061-nucleotide messenger RNA. The record is from the annotation of a GenBank genome assembly. Lineage: Eukaryota; Viridiplantae; Streptophyta; Magnoliopsida; Fabales; Fabaceae.